Messenger RNA from Endocarpon pusillum Z07020, 1179 nucleotides. Its product is annotated as S-adenosylmethionine synthase. The transcript has 4 exons. Gene Ontology annotation, cellular component: cytosol. The record is from RefSeq and is a predicted model, not a curated record. Gene Ontology annotation, biological process: S-adenosylmethionine biosynthetic process. Gene Ontology annotation, molecular function: methionine adenosyltransferase activity; ATP binding. NCBI's taxonomy places the organism in Eukaryota, Fungi, Ascomycota, Eurotiomycetes, Verrucariales, Verrucariaceae. Bases 1 to 1179 code for a protein of 392 amino acids.
AUGGGCAGCAUCACAAACGGCAACCAUGGGAAGGGUGAUACAUUCCUCUUCACAUCGGAGUCGGUUGGCGAAGGCCACCCUGACAAGAUUGCCGAUCAGGUUUCAGACGCCAUCCUCGACGCCUGCCUAAAAGAGGACCCUCUUUCCAAGGUUGCGUGUGAAACUGCUACCAAGACCGGCAUGAUCAUGGUUUUCGGCGAGAUCACCACCAAAGCGCACCUUGACUAUCAGAAGAUCGUCCGAAACACCAUCAAAGAUAUUGGAUAUGACCACUCAGACAAAGGGUUCGACUAUAAAACCUGCAACGUUCUCGUUGCCAUCGAACAGCAGUCCCCCGAUAUCGCUCAAGGCCUGCAUUAUGAUGAAGCACUCGAGAAAUUAGGAGCCGGUGACCAAGGCAUCAUGUUCGGAUAUGCCACUGAUGAGACCCCGGAACUUCUCCCCUUGACAAUCCAACUCGCACAUAGAUUGAAUGCCGCUAUGAGCGCAGCACGCCGGGACGGCACUCUUCCCUGGCUGAGACCCGACACUAAAACUCAGGUGACUGUCGAAUAUGCCCAUGAUGGUGGUGCAGUCGUCCCUCUCCGAGUCGACACCGUCGUCGUCAGCGCCCAACAUAGCGAGGACAUCUCGACCGAAAAGCUGCGAAAAGAGAUCAAAGAGAAGAUCAUCCAAAAAGUCAUCCCAGCCAAAUACCUCGACGAAAACACGGUCUUCCACAUCCAACCUUCCGGCCUCUUCAUCAUUGGUGGGCCCCAAGGCGACGCUGGCCUUACCGGCCGCAAAAUCAUCGUUGACACCUACGGCGGCUGGGGCGCCCACGGCGGCGGCGCCUUCUCCGGGAAAGAUUACUCUAAAGUUGAUCGCAGCGCCGCCUACCUCGCUCGCUGGAUCGCCAAGUCCCUUGUUAAUGCGGGACUUGCCCGACGAGCCUUGGUACAGCUCUCCUACGCCAUUGGAGUGUCUGAACCCCUGUCUCUGUUCGUCGAAACAUAUGGUACAGGCCAGAAAAGCUCGGCUGAGCUUGUCGAGAUCAUCCAUAAGAAUUUCGAUCUCCGACCGGGUGUUAUUGUCAAGGAGCUAAAUCUGAUUGAUCCGAUCUACUGCCGAACAGCGAAGAACGGCCAUUUCAGUGAUCAGAGCUUCACUUGGGAGAAACCGAAGACGCUGAAGCAAUAG